AUGGACGAGUGGCUCAACAAGGAUGAUAUCGGCUAUUUGUUAUAUACCAAGUAUAAGGGCCUUCUCAAUGACAGCUUCGAUGAUAUCUUACCAGCCGUUGAUGCUCCCGAUAAUAUUAAAAUGAAUCUUUUAGUCGAGCGAAUAAAAUUUUCAAUCAAGAGUAAAAGUCGCUUCAUCAUUGCCCCUAUAGUGUUUAAAACGAAAGAAUGGGUGGUAGUUAAAAGUAUCAUCGAACGAGCUAUUGCUGGACCUAAAUCAGACAUUAUCGACUUAUCAUUUACCGAGCCAUUACAGAAAGAUAAAAGUACAUGUAGCACACGAAUGCUGGAAGCUAUUCACGCUAUUAUAGACGAAAGUUACUUAAUUAAUCACGUAAAGAAAUCGAUUUGCAAGGCUUUAAAGAACUCUGAUAUCAAGGGAGAUCAUGAGGAAAUCCUAAGAAAUUCAUCGAACAACGGCUUGCUCAAAGAUACCAUAGAUCACUCUCUUAAUAGCAGGUAUCUCAUUUCGUAUCAUUUAUUACCAGUAGUAGAGAUUAAUAUUCUAUUACCAGCCUGCUUACAAAUCAAAGAUCAUAAUAAGGAUAAACGCUUUAUUAUUGUCCCAAUCCGGUUUGGGGAUCGUCAUUGGGGUGUGUUGGUGAUUGAUCAAAUAUUUCAAACGAAACAAAGUGUAUUCGUUUUUAGCUCGCUAGACGAGAAGGAUCCAAACUUUAGUGUUGUUAAAGAAAUCGUUGAUCGGUCCUUUAGCAAUCCCAAACUUAUUAACUUGGUUACGGUGCCGUGUAAGCAAAUGAGUAACGAUAGCACUUGUGGUACGCUGCUAUUAGAAGCGAUUAAAAUCAUUAUACAAGCAAGACAGGCCAAUACUGAUGAGAAUCAAAUUAGGACGAUUGUAGGUGACUGUUUGAAGAAAAUUCAGAUCAAGAAAGUUCAUUCCCUUAACGUCCAUAUAAGUAAAGUUUCCCAAAAGCCAGAUCAAAAAUUUCUUAACGAUACGACCAUACUGGAUUUGUUAGCAAAUUGGGAUCAAUCAGAUAGUUACCACAUCUUACCAGUAAUUGUUGUAAACGGGAAACCGUUUGUUAAAGAUAAUCUUCCAACCCGCAUAAAGCGAAAGCGUUUUACUAUUUCACCUUUCAAAUUGAGGAAUGAUCACUGGGUUGCACUGGUUAUCGAUAAGAAUUCUCAGUCUUCGUACUUCUUUGAUUCACUUGGGCAAAGUACAGAAACUCAAAGUGUCGUUAAGAAGUUUAUGACUGAAAAAUAUCGCAAUUGGAAUACCAUUGACUUGUCAUCAGAAGAGCUAAAACAGGAAGAAAAUGCAACUUGUGGUACGUGGAUGUUAGAAGCUAUUAAGGCCAUGAUACAAGCAAUAAGUGGUAAUUGUGAAGCUGAAUAUAUGGUAAAAGAUUCUGUUCAUCGCUUUUUAAAGAUGGCUAACAUAAACAAAAUUCAUAUCGAUAACCUUACGAAGCAAAGGCAGUAUAGCGAUGAAAAAGAUAAAGAUGUUAUAAAUGAUGGUUACCUGGGCAUAGAUGAUUUACGACAUUUAUUACAUUCCAGUUUGAUUCCGUAUAAAGUUUUGUCAGCAAUGACUGUUAAAGACAGCAACUUAUCCAAACUAAUUAUAAAAUCAAUGAAAAGCAACGAUAAACACUGUAUCAUAGCGCCUAUCCAAAUCGAAAAUAAUCACUGGGUAGCAUUGGUGAUUAAGCAAAAUAUUGGAGCCAAACCUUCUGUCUUUUAUUUUGAUUCACAUUCAACAUAUGAAGAUAAUUUACGUGAUAUUCGGCAAAAUAUUGAUCAGAAUGGCAAGAAAUUUGAUAUUGUUGUCUUAGAAUUCAAACGGAAUAAUCGCUGUAAUUACGCUUGUGGUAUACAGAUGAUGGAAGCUAUCAACUGUAUUAUCAAUGAAGUAGCGAAUGGGCCAACAGAUGGACAAAUAAUAAAAGUCAAUGUAUGCAAGUCUUUGGCUAAGAAGAAUAUUGAAGAAAUUCAUAAGAAUAACCUUCAAAUUAAAAAUGUUAAGCUAUGUGAAGGCUUCUCGGACAAAGAGUGUAGAAAGCCAGGCUACUUGGUUCGAAUGCAAUUUAUGGAUAAUAAGACUAACGUCAAGAAUCUUCACGCCCCAUUCUGUUGGCGUAACAUUCCUAAGCUAGCCGUUAUUACAGGUAAAAAUGGUUGCGGUAAAACAGCCCUCCUAGAUGCAAUACGACAAGGACAUGAUACUAAAACUGAUAAAUCAGUUAAACAAGAUUAUGGUAUUGAAUUAGAUGUUAGCGGUGAUUCAGGAUGCAACUUGCCUCAGAUAUAUGCUCAUAGUGCCGACUCGAAAUUUGUAGGCAGUAGUAUGAGAACUUAUGGAGAUUCUUACAAGGCAUCCGAGAACUCAAAUGACCUAGCUUUGGAUUUAAUUUUUUAUAAUAAAUCCAAGAAAGAACAAAAGCCAUACACUUUGAAAUUUCCAAAAUAUGAAAGUCUUUUUGACCAGAUUAUAAAACAAGUUGAUGAUAUGGAUAAAUUUUCAUCAAUUGAGAAUUUAGGCCGCGAUUAUCAAACAAUAUUUGAUCAUGAAUUAGAAGAGUGCAUUAAUGGCCAAGUAGGCUUGCACUUAACAUCCUAUGCCACUCUGGACCAAUACCCAAAAUAUUUACUGGAAAAUGGUACCAAGUUACAAGAUUUAAAUGAUCAUUUAAACCGAAAUGGUUUUAAAUAUAUUUUAUCUAAUGAUUGUUUGGAAAAUGAUAAGUUUAGUCAGUUAAUGUUAAAUAUAGAGAGUGAUUCCAAAAACAUUAAAAGUGAGGAUCUAUCUCCUGGUGAACGUUUAGAAUUACUAACCCUAUUAUGGCGAUUUGAAACAAAAGUUUGGAAAAAAAGUAAUGUAGGUGCAAUCAUUUUACUGGACGAACCAGAUGUUCACCUCCACCCUGGCUUAGUCAAAGAAAUGAUCGAAACUAUUAAAACUAAAUUGAUAUCUAAGCUUGAUAUUCAAAUUAUUAUGACUACUCAUAGUCCAACAACUGUCAGUCUUGUACCUCAGGAUAGCAUCUAUAUUAUUUCUGAAGAUAGCUCUAGAAGGAAACAAGUCAAGAUUGAAAAGGCAAAAAGCAAGGAGCAAGCGAUACAGCUAUUAACUUCAGAGUUUGUACAUGUCAGUUUACCUUUUAGGUUAAUUUUCGUUGAAGCUACAGAUGAUGAACAUUUUUACCAAAUGAUCGUAAACAAAUUAAUUCAGAAACAAUUAUUUAUUCCAAGCAUACCAUUAAAGUUUCAUUCUCAUGGUUAUAGUUUAAAAAAGCAUUCUCCCGAUGAAGACGGAAACAUAACUACUGAAGAUUCAUCUAGGCAGAUAGUAGAGAGACUUGUUGGAUUUUGUGCCGACCCAAAAAUUGCAAAAGAAAAUAGAGAUUAUAGUUUGACAGGGUUCAUAUUCGGGCUCGUCGAUAACGAUAAUAUGGGCAAAUCUACAUUAAAUAACAUCAAAUGCUUGGAAGAUAGAUAUAGCUUGGAAAACUAUAUUUACGAUCCGGUUUAUUUAUAUUAUUAUUUUAGAAAGAAAGAUAACUUAGUGGAAAUUGAAAAGGAAGUGAAUAGCAAGCUUGGACUUAAAAGUCAUCCUGUUCGCUUGUCGAAAUAUUGCGAAGAUGGUGAUACCAAAACUAAUACUCGCGUAUUACAAAUCAUUAUCGAUAUCAUAUAUGAUAAGCUAGUUAAAACAAUAGAAGGAUUUGUCUUAUUAAAUAAAACGAUAAAUUUCGCGGAUCUUGCUUUAAAAUUAAUCUCAUACCGGAAUAAUAUAAAAGUGUUAACUGGUAAAUUAAGUGAAAAUGAGGAAUUCGCUCAAAAAAUUGAAAAAGAUAUGAAAAUUUUAAAACAGAAAUGUAAGCUAAACAAUAAUCAAAGUUAUGAGAAAGACAACGACCAAAAUAAUAUCCAAAAUUUGGCCCAAGGUAAUAGCCAAGGCAAUAAACAAGGAUAUUUCCAAGGCCAGCUAAUACACAAGAUUGAAAUUAUCCUUGAAAACAUGAACGCAGAAUGUAAGGAUUUUGAUCACAAGCUAAAAGGCCUAUACGACUAUGCAGAUAGUAUUAACAAGGCAAUUGGCAGAUUAAAACGAAAUAGUUUCUUGGAGGAUGGGGAUACGCUAAUACCUGAUAGAAUUCAAAUAAGUUUUGAAAAAAAGAUAAUCUUAUCUUAUCCUAAAGUAAUAUUAAAAAUGAGAGGACAUGAUUUAGUUAUGUUCUAUAAGGAAACAUUUAAAUCUAUGCCAAAUGCUAGUAACAUGAUUAGGUUCCUUAGAAAUGAAAAUUUCUUGAUUCCAUCCGAUUUGGUGAAGAUACUUAAAGAGCUGCAGACUUCUCAUGUUUAG
Molecule: messenger RNA, 4371 nt
Organism: Trichoplax adhaerens
Lineage: Eukaryota; Metazoa; Placozoa; Uniplacotomia; Trichoplacea; Trichoplacidae
Exons: 2
Coding region: 1-4371 (1456 amino acids)
Biological process (GO): proteolysis
Molecular function (GO): cysteine-type peptidase activity; ATP hydrolysis activity; ATP binding
Source: RefSeq, a predicted model, not a curated record